Messenger RNA from Metarhizium album ARSEF 1941, 1326 nucleotides. RefSeq lists its product as uncharacterized. The record is from RefSeq and is a predicted model, not a curated record. Bases 1 to 1326 code for a protein of 441 amino acids. The transcript is spliced from 2 exons. NCBI's taxonomy places the organism in Eukaryota, Fungi, Ascomycota, Sordariomycetes, Hypocreales, Clavicipitaceae.
AUGAGUGCCGCAAUUGCGAUGGCGCCAUCUCCAGCUCCCCACGAGAGGCCGCCCUUUUCUGCAGCCGAUGUAGUGGCCUCGGAAGCAUCCGGGAGCACCAAAGCCGCUGGUCCAACAUCUCCCUCCCACAGAACACCCGCAGCUGCAUCGGUGUCUAACAGCAAGAGUACGAGCGCUGGCCCUCAGAAAAACAGUGAUAGAAGUAGCCCCAAAGGAACUGGAGCAUCCUCAGGCGUCAAGUCGUCGCCAAAUGGCUCUAAUCGUAGUGAAAAAGGCCGACCCAAGGUCACGGUGAAAAAGGAACCCGGAUCUCCAACAAUUCCAAAUAUGAAACCUCGACCGCGGCGGUUGGACUUGUCCAAAAACACCCUUUCAACACCCAACAACCCGGCCUCCGCAGUGCCCAUGUCGGCCCGUGACAGCUUGGGUAUCCAGGAAGUUGGCAUCGCCUGCUUAUCACCUGGAUUCGUGACACAGGACCCAGUUAUGAAGGAGCAGCUGCAAAGAAGCAUGUCUGUGAGGGAACAGCAGCGUAGCAUUAUUGAACAAAGGCUACAGCAAUCUGCAAAGGGAGACGGCCCUAGCGACAAAGACAAAGAUGCGCUUUCACACUUUGCCGCCAAGACACCUGGCAUGUCUCGCAGAGGCAAAGCGCCUCCUGGACUCUCCAUCGUAGCGCCAUCUCACGAGCACUUUGCCAACGAGCGAGUAAUUCAGUCGGCACCGCUUGGUCGCAGCUUCACCGGCUCUCAACAUCCCGCGUCCAUGUCACGCCACGUGGCUAACCACCCUUCACAUCUGUCCAGCAGCUCACAUAUUCACCAUGUUCCUGCAAAUCAGACGAAUAACCGCUUGCCCCCUAUCAGCGACGUCUUCGGACACAGUGCUACUGCCCACCCAGACAAUGCGCCGCCAGCUUUCCAACGAGGUGCGCCUCUGGCUUCCCCAAGUCUGCAUUCAGCACACCAACAACCACCGUCAUCGAGCCGCCCAAGAGAAUACAAGUCUGCCGAAGAGGCACAACACGAACUUGCCGGAGGAAGGCCUGAGUUGCUCCCUAAGAUUAUCCAUUAUGGCGGCCACCAACCCCCCACUCCUCCGUCUCCUUCUGCGGGAAAUCGACAAACUGAUGGAAGCCGAACUUCUACCAGACGCCGCACCAGAGCCGAGUAUGAGGAUGGCGCAACUCCGCCUCUGGGCUACGGACCAUCUGCAACGAAGCGUGGCCCGUUUGGUGAAGGCAGAGACAGCCCUGAAACACAGCGCGCAAAGAAGGACGAAUUUCUUCGCCUUUGCUCUAGGGCGUGGGACUUAUUUCACUCAUAA